UAGGUUGUUUCAUUAAAUUCGUAGGUUCCAAUAUUUUGGGACAUUCGUGUGAAUCUCGCUCGCAGCGCGAUGAUUCAAUAUAUUUUGUUCGCGAUACUGAUAUUUUUGAUUUUAGUGACUAAACGGAGGCCUAAGAAGUUCUUGGAUCUACAUCGAGUGAUAGGAGUGAGCUCCCCCUACGUGCCGUUCAUUGGACAUGUUUACAAGUAUUUUGGAACUAAUGAAGAUCGAAUGAAAGCUUUCGACAGGUUCGGUCGGGAAACUUACGAUAACAAGUACAAUAUGGUCAGUUUAUGGAUAUUGAAUACGUUCAUUGUCGUUGUAUCGGAUCCAGUGACUGCGAGUGUAGUGUUGAAGUCGUGUAUAGACAAGGGGCAGAUCGCCCGGUACGCGCGACAUCUUCUCGGUAAUGGCUCUGUCUUUGCAAACGAAGAAAUAUGGCGAAUCCGGCGAAAAAUUCUCAAGCCAAUGUUCGCUGCUAAAUAUUAUAACAUGAUGGUGCAAAUGUUCGAACGAAAAAGUCAAAUAUUGAUGGACCAGAUCGCGCGUGUCGCGGGAACCGGAGACUUGUCCAUGUGGCGAUACUUCAGCUGCUACUCGCUCGACUCUGCACUCGAGAUGACUUUUGGGGAAAGUGUAAAUGUUCAGAAGCAAACCUUCCUCGAAGCGUUGCAAGACUACUUCAAAGUCCGAGCGCUGCUCAUCUGCCAGCCCUGGCUGUGCAGCAGCUACCUGGAGCCGCUGCUGCGGCUGCACGCCAGGCAGCGCCGCGACAGAGACCACAUAUGGAGUUGUGUUGAAACUUUAAUUCAGAAAAAGAAAGAAGCGAUUCGCACUAAAAUUCUUCAAACCGGGAUGAAUAAUCCCAAUAUGUCAAAUAUGAAAACGACAUCAUUUUUGGAGCUACUGAUAGAGCUGUCUGGCGGCGAGGGCGGCGGGGGCGGCGGGGGCGGGUACUCGGCCACGGAGCUGCGCGAGGAGAGCCUGGUGCUGCUGCUGGCGGCCACCGACACCACCGCCACCGCGGCGGGGUUCACUACCGUGCUGCUCGCCAACCACCCGCGCGACCAGCACAGGGUCUAUGAAGAAAUCCAAGAAGUUUUGGAAUAUUCAGAUAGACCGGUGUGCAUCGAUGAUUUACCGAAAUUAAAAUAUUUGGACGCCGUGAUAAAAGAGUCCCUGCGCCUCUACCCUCCCGUGCCCGUCGCGAUUCGGAAAUGCCACAGCGAGAUACAGUUGCCCUCUGGUGCAACCCUGCCUGAAGGUUGUGAGGUGCUGCUCUCGUUCUGGAGCAUGCACCGCAACCCGCGCCUCUGGGGCGCCGACGCGGACGAGUUCCGGCCAGAGCGCUUCCUGAGCGCCACGCCGGAUCAACUCGCCUCCUUCAUGCCCUUCGGACACGGGCCGCGGAGCUGUAUUGGCUCGCGCCUGGCGCUAGCAAUGCUGAAGCUGUCAGUGGCGGAGCUGACGCGUCGCUGGCGCCUGCGGCCCGCCGCCGGCUCCCGCUGCAGCGCCGCGGAGCCGCUGCGAGUCAGCUUCGAGGUGAUGUUGAAGCACGUACACGGCUUCCAAGUGCAGCUGGAACAACGACCUUGACAUAAAUAUAACCUGUCAUUUAAACUA
Messenger RNA from Bicyclus anynana (squinting bush brown), 1623 nucleotides. Its product is annotated as cytochrome P450 4d8. The record is from RefSeq and is a predicted model, not a curated record. Gene Ontology annotation, molecular function: oxidoreductase activity, acting on paired donors, with incorporation or reduction of molecular oxygen; heme binding; iron ion binding. Bases 70 to 1596 code for a protein of 508 amino acids. The transcript is spliced from 10 exons. NCBI's taxonomy places the organism in Eukaryota, Metazoa, Arthropoda, Insecta, Lepidoptera, Nymphalidae.